AAACGAUUACAUUGCAGUAGGCUAUUUACCAGAGUGUAAUAGAAUACUGAAUAAAUACCCUCUCUAUGAGAGUUAACCCACCUACUAGGGUAUAUUCAGCUUGCAGGCCUGUGUCUGGGGGGCCACAAAGACUCUGUCUAGUAAUUAUCAAGCAGGUUUGGGACCAUAUGCGUGAAAUAACAUUAUGAUGAAGAGUACGUGAUAACUGAGCAGUUUCAACAAAAUUAGGUCCGCCUAUAUUAAACGCAAAAUGAAUGGCUCUGGCACCAACUAUGCAACAGCAGGUGGCAGUAAAAGCCAAUAAAUUGGGGCAGAAGAAAAUACACUACGGGCAAUAAUAUUAGGUUUAUCAUGUAGCGUAGGCUACUACGUAAUGCCCAUUUAGUUACCAAUAUUUGGGAUUUUAAGGGGUAGACUACAGAAAACAGCAGUGUGUGUGUGUUUUUAACUGCAACGUUCAAGCAGUUCAUGCACCGGAACCUGUGUAACUUGACCUACUGCUUUAUCAAAACAAGGGAAAGUUAACCUUUUAUUAAAACAGUGCCACGUUAUGCAAGUGGCAGGGAAAAAAUACACAACUUCAAUCCUAAACUGACGGUCUCUUUGAAAGUAUGGCAUCUGCAGGCUCUGCCCUCAAGGUCCACGCAGUACGCUUUGGGCCGGGACAGGAGCUGCUGUGCUCCCUGCUGGCAUUCGUGGAGGAGAGAAACCUCAAAGCGCCAUUCAUCAUCACCUGCGUGGGCAGCGUAACCAAGGCAACACUCCGGCUGGCAAACGCCACUGCAGGGAAUACCAAUGAGGUGAUCCAUCUUGACGAGCGCUUUGAGAUCGUGUCGCUGGUGGGCACGCUGAACAAGGAGGCUCACCUCCACAUCUGCCUGGCCGACAAGGAGGGGAAGACGUUGGGAGGACAUGUACUGGGAGACCUGGAGGUGUUCACCACGGCUGAGGUGGUCAUCGGUGAGGCCUCUGAUCUGCUGUUUGACAGACAGAUGGACCAUCGCACAGGCUUCCCUGAACUGGUCAUCCAACCCCGCUCUGAAAAGAACUAGACGAAGGAGGAGGCCUUUAUUCUCCUAUACUCACCUCCAUAUUUAUUUGGACAGUGAGUCAUUUUUUAAAUUAUUUCUCUGUAAUCCAGAAUUUUGGAUUUAUGAUCAAAUUUUUCCUAUGAGGCGACAGUACAGAAUGUCACCUUUUCUGCUUUACUGUUAAGAUAUGAAAACACUUCAUGUAUCAAGUUGCCCCAUUUUAAAGAAGUCAUAAGUAUUUGGACAAAUUCACUUAUAGGGUAUUGAAGUGGUGUAAAGUUUAGCAUUUGGUCCUAUAUUCCUAGUACACAAUGAUUACAUCAAUCUGGUGACCCUACAAACUCAAUGGGUGCAUUUGCAGUUGGUUUUGGUUGCAUUUUGCCCAAUAGGAACUGAAUGGUGAAUGAUGUCUGGAGUAGUUUCAUUUAUUAAACUUCUGUAGCGCUAAUCAUAGAAUCUCAAAGUGCUUCAAGUAAUAUGAAACAUUUGAUCUCAAAUCCAAAAUGCUGGAGUAUAGAGCCCCCCCCAAAAAAAAAAAAUGCUCCACUGACUAAAUUCAUAUGGAUGGGAGUGUUUGGAUGUCUAAUAGAAAUUAUCUUCUCCACUAGCAGUUUGAUAUAAAUAGAUUGCAAUGAGAUUUAAUUCAUUCUGCUUGACUACAAUGGCAGUGUAACACUUUAUACCAGAUAUUUGGAGACAGCUUUGUCUUUGUCGUUUACUACACUCGCUUUUGUAAUGUAGUAUGCUACGUUCACCAAGACCAGCCUUAAUACAGCACAUCUCCCUAAUCUAA
Oncorhynchus keta (chum salmon) is the source of this 1824-nucleotide messenger RNA. RefSeq names its product bifunctional protein GlmU-like. The record is from RefSeq and is a predicted model, not a curated record. Lineage: Eukaryota; Metazoa; Chordata; Actinopteri; Salmoniformes; Salmonidae. The coding region runs from base 612 to 1052 and encodes 146 amino acids. The transcript is spliced from 3 exons.